Molecule: messenger RNA, 621 nt
Organism: Suricata suricatta (meerkat)
Lineage: Eukaryota; Metazoa; Chordata; Mammalia; Carnivora; Herpestidae
Product: olfactory receptor 2L3-like
Exons: 1
Biological process (GO): G protein-coupled receptor signaling pathway
Cellular component (GO): membrane
Molecular function (GO): G protein-coupled receptor activity; olfactory receptor activity
Source: RefSeq, a predicted model, not a curated record
AUGGAAAAUUAUACUCAAACAUCAACGGAUUUCAUUUUAUUGGGAUUGUUUCCACCAACAAGAACUGGUCUGUUCCUUUUUACUCUCAUUGUUCUCAUUUUUCUAAUGGCUCUGUUUGGCAACUUGUCCAUGAUUCUACUCAUCUUACUAGACACCCGUCUCCACACACCCAUGUAUUUCUUACUUAGUCAGCUCUCCCUCAUUGACUUAAAUUACAUCUCCACUAUUGUCCCCAAGAUGGCUUCCAAUUUUGUGUCUGGAAACAAGUCUAUCUCCCUCAUUGGGUGUGGUGCUCAGAGUUUCUUCUUCAUGGCUUUAGCAGGUGCAGAAGCAUUGCUCUUGGUAUCUAUGGCUUAUGACCGUUAUGUGGCUAUUUGCUCUCCUCUUCACUAUCCCAUUCGUAUGAGCAAAAAAGUGUGUGUGUUGAUGAUAACAGGAUCCUGGGUAAUGGGCUCCAUCAACUCCUGUGCCCACACUGUGUAUGCCCUCCAUAUCCCUUACUGUCAAUCCAGAGCCAUCAACCACUUCUUCUGUGAUGUCCCAGCCAUGCUGACUCUGGCCUGCAUGGACACUUGGGUCUAUGAGUACACAGUGUUUGUGAGCACCAUCCUCUUCCUUGUG